This is a messenger RNA of Dalotia coriaria, 539 nucleotides long. RefSeq names its product small integral membrane protein 8. Lineage: Eukaryota; Metazoa; Arthropoda; Insecta; Coleoptera; Staphylinidae. Bases 100 to 372 code for a protein of 90 amino acids. The transcript is spliced from 2 exons. The record is from RefSeq and is a predicted model, not a curated record.
AAAGUCGACGACACACCGAUGGGAGCCGAAGCAGUUAACCUGUAAUUCCCUACUAAGCAUUUAACUCUUACAAAUAUCAUCACUUCCAAAAGGCAAAUUAUGAGUGAAAAAAACGAGAAAAAUGUACCGGAUAAGCACCAGCCCGGCGAUGGCAUCCGAUCCAUGAAAACGUCAAGAGUUUUUCGCGUCGUUAACUUCGAAUUGUAUGCAAAACCUAACAUGGUAGUGAUGGCGAUCGGCUUAACCGCAUUCAUUGGCUGUUCCGCCUACAUUGCCUACAUGCGAAGCGAGUGGGCCGACAGGGGUUAUUACUCCACCUACACGGCCGACGGGGAGGAAACAUUCAAGAAAAGAAAGUCGAGAUGGGAUUAACAACACAACAAGAAUUCAAUUAGAUCCUUAAUGUACAUAUUUAGAGAAAUAUUAAUAAUAAAUAAAUUAUGACGUCAUAAUCCAUAAAAUGCGUUGUGCGCUACUGCCGCAAGGUGGUGUAACUUGUAAUCUAAAAUAAUUAAUUUUUAAAUAAACAUUUUCUAGCA